AUGACCAGCGACGAGGAGGAUAUUGAAGAGGAAAGCACUUCGCGGAAAGCAUCCUCCGCCUUCGGAGCGGACACUAACUCGAUCGCUCAGUCCACGAAAUCUGCAACUAUCCCCGCAGUGAGCGCGCAAAAUGGCAGCAAACCCGUUUCAGCGAAACCGAUUGUCCGCCGAACAAGACUUCGCGCUCCGACGGUAUCGAUGCAGAAUAUCAGCAUCAUGUCCCUCAUCAGAAACAACGCCGGAAAGGAUUUGUCCACCGUCGCCAUGCCGAUCGCAUUGAAUGAACCGAUCAACCUUCUGCAAAAGCUCUGCGAAGAGCUUGAGUAUUCUGAGCUCCUGGAACAAGCCGCCGCAACUUUAGAUCCUGUGAUUAGGCUGUCCAUCAUGGCUGCCUUUGCUGUCUCAGCAUAUGCAUCGACUGUCCAUCGCGCGGGCAGAAAACCGUUCAACCCCUUACUCGGAGAAACGUAUGAAUGUCUCAGAGAUGACAGAGGUUUCAAGUUUGUCUCCGAAAAAGUCAGUCACCACCCGCCAAUAAUGGCAUGUCACGCGGAGUCGCCAAAUUACCAGUUCUUCCAAGAUAGUCAGGUGAAGAGCAAGUUCUGGGGUAAGUCAAUGGAACUGAUACCUCUCGGCACAGUGCAUGUCGCCUUCCCUGCUCUGAACGAGCACUAUACGUGGAACAAGGUGACAACGUGCAUGCGGAACAUAUUCUCGGCGAAUCGAUACUUGGAACAUUACGGAACAUUGAAAAUCACCUCCCAGUCUACCGGGCACUAUUGUGAGCUGACUUUCAAGGAGUCGGGAUACUUCUCAUCAACCAAGAAUGAAAUCACUGGAGGCAUCUUCUCAUCGAAUGGACAGAAAGCCAUGUCACUGAGCGGAAAUUGGGAUAAAUCGCUCCAGCGAUUCCAGGACUCUUCGCCGAACGCUUUGGAAGUGAUAUGGCGGGCGAAGCCGAAUCCUCCACACCACGCAGAAAUCUAUGGAUUCACCCAGUUUGCCGUCGAGCUGAAUGAAUUGACACCUGAUCUCGAUGGAUGUUUGCCGAACACGGACACCAGAUUUCGCCCGGAUCAGAGGAUGUACGAGGAGGGUCGGGCGGAUGAAGCUGAAGCCGAAAAGCAGCGGCUCGAGCAGAAGCAGCGCGAUUACCGCAAAACACUGGAGACCCGGGGCGAAAGCUGGAGUCCCCGGUGGUUCCGUCCCGAUACGACCGCUGGCCCAGACGCAUGGGCUUACAAAGGCGGUUACUGGGAGCAACGAGGAAACUUUGAAAAUACUAUUGAUCUCUUUUCCUAA
This is a messenger RNA of Fimicolochytrium jonesii, 1302 nucleotides long. RefSeq names its product Oxysterol-binding protein. The transcript has 15 exons. Gene Ontology annotation, molecular function: sterol binding. Gene Ontology annotation, biological process: endocytosis; piecemeal microautophagy of the nucleus; exocytosis. The coding region runs from base 1 to 1302 and encodes 433 amino acids. Gene Ontology annotation, cellular component: intracellular membrane-bounded organelle; cytosol; perinuclear endoplasmic reticulum. The record is from RefSeq and is a predicted model, not a curated record. NCBI's taxonomy places the organism in Eukaryota, Fungi, Chytridiomycota, Chytridiomycetes, Spizellomycetales, Powellomycetaceae.